UGAAUACCAGUUUGUGCUGAGCAGACUGCAGUGACUCUGGAGCACAAUUAAUAAGGCAGUGUAUGGUGACAGAGCCUCGGCACAAACCCAGCAUACCCAGCCUUUCUUCAACAACAUCUACUAUCCUUUAUCCUCACUUCAGAGGUCACCAAGGUUUCUGAAGAUGCCAGGACACGUUAAUUCUCCAGUGCUCUACCAAUCUAGAGUGCAAAUGCCAUUAUCACCAAAAGGCAGCCUUAUUCAGAGUUUUAGGUUCCAAACACGUAGGGAUGGGAUUGACUGGAGGCGUUUUAGUGCUAUUGAUGUGGACAGGGUUGCUCGUGAACUGGAUAUAUCUACUCUGCAAGACAGCAUCAGUUCUAUUACCUUCUGUAACCUAGAUAGUGAGAGAUGCCCAUACUGCCAGCAACCAGUGGACCCUGUUUUGUUGAAAGUCUUGAAGAUGGCACAGUUUAUUAUUGAAUAUCUUCUUCAUUGCCAAGAGUGCUUGAGCAGUAACAUAGCACUGCUUGAGGAACGUAUAGAAGAAGCUGUAUUAGAACAGCAAAAAACUAAAGAAGAACUAAUCAAGCAGGGUGAGGAACUCAAGAAAAUUAAGGAGGAGAGCAAGAGGAGGAAGAAAUUAAUAAGCACCCAGCAGAUGCUGUUGCAGGCUGGUGCUAAUAACUACCAUAAGUGCCAGCAAUGUGACAAGAGCUUUAUGAAUUACUCAUACCUUCAAGGACACAUUCAGAGAAGACAUCCAGAGAUCACAGAGACUGAGAGACAGAAGAAGAAGCAGGUAGAGCAGAUGGAAGUUGGCAUUGAGGACCUGAAGUCCAGGCUGCAGAAUACACAGUUUCAGCUGGAAGCCGAACGAGAAAUGGAGAACCGAAGAAGAAUGCAGGAGCUAGAAGAAGCUAGACUUCGGGAGGAAAAUUUAAAGAGAGACUUUGAGAGAUGGAAAGAAGAAGAGAAAAUAAAAAUCCAAGAUGAAAUGGAGAAAAUGAGACAACAGUUCUUGUCUCAGAUUGAAGAUAUAACACUGAAAAACUCUACAAUUGAAAAUAGGUUUAAGGACUUAAUCAAUCAGAAAACCGUGACUUCCAAUCUCGGUGAUCUAAUGGAUGAGGAAGACCGUCGUGAGAGGCAGAAGAUGCAGCAGGAGCUAAGAAUCCUGAGAGAUGAUCUGGAAAGACAGCAAAGUGAAUGGAAAGGGACUUUGAAGGAGACACGGAAAGAGCACAGCAUGGAGAAGAAGGAGCUUAUCAAUGAGAACAAGAGACUGAAAGCUUCUAUGUCCAGUGAUCAACGUAUAGCAAAUCAGCAGUUUGAAGUCCAAAUGGAGACCCUCAUGUCUAAGAUAGAAGCUCAGAAAAAUCUCAUUAAGUCCCAGGAGAAAAAGAUCAAAGAACUGACCACAUUCAGGGAAGUGCCACAAGUGGUCCUUCCAGUUGGAGGAGCAAAAGAUGAAUCAAGUGAAGAAGAGACUGAUGAAUCUCCAGACCUGAGAAACAUUGAGGCCUUAAGAAGGGACCCAGGUUUCAUCAGACAGUUCCGCCCAAUAUUGGAAGAAGCCUUAAUAGAGAAGCUUGAAAGCAUGGGUGUCAAAAAGGGUGCAAAGGGAGUAUCUCCGCCAAUGUACAAAACGUUGAAAGCCCUCCUGGCCACCCAGAUGCAGCAGAAAGUGAAUAGAUAUCCUGAAAUUGAAGCAAUUAAAGCUAAGCUUGGUAAAGUACUUACCAGAAGAGUGAAACAGUGGAGGAAGAAUGAAGACACUCUCCAGACCAACUCUUCUAAGCUGACCAGUCAGAAUUCAAAAAGUUUCCAAAGACAGUAUGUCAAAGAAAAGGGUGUGCAUCCUGUUGAGCAGGUCAAUCCGCAACCCAAGAAUAUGGUUAUUGUUGAAUCACGUCAACCUCCCACCAAGGCGCCUGUACCUUCCCCAAGAAGAAAAGUAAUGGGACAGCAGAAUGAAUCUAGAAUCACUAAUGUUGCUGCACCCUUUUCACCAAGAACUCCUCCCUUUACUUCAGAAGAUGACUACUCAGUGAUGGACCAUUCAUCUUUUCACACCCCUAAACACAAGUCCACUCCAGAGUCUCUGACAACACCCAGGCUGCAGAAGCAGACAGAAGUGUAUAGUGAUGAGGACUCCUCGUUUGAUUCAGACACAUCACUUGAGAAGCCUAGUCCUAGAUCUGUGACAUUUUCAACAGAAAUGUCAAAUCAAGGCUCACUGGUACAGUCCAUGGCACGAAGUUUAGAAAGACAGUUGUCCAAACCCAGACAGAAGCCAGUUGGGGGUGUGGAAACUGUCACUUCCAAGCCCAUGAAAUCAAUAAACACCCCCAAAAAGACAGAGGAAAUGCACCUAUCAGACUUAAGUGACUCUGAGAUCUCCUCCUUUGAUGAAAUCACAGAGAAUCUUGGCACUGGUGAUCGAAAGCCACAACCUAUCCUACGGCAGAGCGCAGAUUCUACAGGUUCACGAAGCACCAGCGUGUGGAGCUCAGAUAGCAUCAGAGCUGGGGGCUGGUAAUAAGUGAGGUUCUGAAGAUAACAGAUAGGAAUGAUGUGCCUCUCAGUACUUAACACUUUGUUUUACACCACAACUUAGAGCUCUUCCAUCCAUUUACUGAUUAAACACAUUGCAUGGAUAUGGAUCAUCUGAAUUUGUGAAAGCACCACUGACUAUCAUAAAUCCGAAGGAUUCUUUCAAAAUACUGU
Molecule: messenger RNA, 2709 nt
Organism: Spea bombifrons (plains spadefoot toad)
Lineage: Eukaryota; Metazoa; Chordata; Amphibia; Anura; Pelobatidae
Gene: DZIP1L
Product: DAZ interacting zinc finger protein 1 like
Exons: 16
Coding region: 164-2521 (785 amino acids)
Biological process (GO): cilium assembly
Cellular component (GO): cytoplasm; ciliary basal body
Source: RefSeq, a predicted model, not a curated record